UUGGCGCGGGCCUUGCCGCCCUGUUUGCCACGGCCAGACAUAACUUAAGUCUAUUGCAAGACAAACUGAGGUGACAACUUCUAUAAAGCUAGGUUGGUGCGUCCCUAAGGCCUUUAUAGGCGUUCCUAGGGGUGGGGUCAGGAGGGAGCUUUUCAUUGGUGGUUAUUUGGCCCCAGAGAAGUCCAAUGAAAUCUGAAAUUUUAGGCUUGUACUGAAAACGCAAGUUUCGCAUAUGAGCCAAUGAAAAUUAAAAGUACUUUGAGACCUAAUUUGCAUAAGGCGUUCAUAAAGGGCUCAAGUCCUCCGGGUCCCUGAUUGUUUUUCUACUUAGUAGACUGUUUUCUUUCCACUGUUUGCUUUUAAUCAUGCCUGAACUGGCCAAAUCUGCCCCGGCUCCCAAGAAGGGUUCCAAGAAGGCUGUCACCAAGGCGCAAAAGAAAGAUGGCAAGAAGCGCAAGCGCAGCCGCAAGGAGAGCUACUCCAUCUAUGUGUACAAGGUGCUGAAGCAGGUGCACCCGGACACCGGCAUCUCGUCCAAGGCCAUGGGCAUCAUGAACUCUUUUGUCAAUGACAUCUUUGAGCGCAUAGCAAACGAGGCUUCUCGCCUGGCGCAUUACAACAAGCGGUCUACAAUCACGUCGCGGGAGAUCCAGACGUCGGUGCGUCUCCUACUGCCCGGAGAACUGGCCAAGCACGCCGUGUCGGAGGGCACCAAGGCCGUCACCAAGUACACCAGCGCCAAGUAGAGGCCCCCCUGGAUGAGGCAGGCGCUCGCUGGCCCUUUUGAUCUUUAAAGUCUCUUGUAGUCACCCGCUCAAAUCAAGAGAGAGCUUUGUCCACUUGCAUUAGUUUCUAGUUCCUGUUCCAAAGUUACUCUAAGGGUCUUGAAAAAGGUACACUUCAGAAGUUUUAAGCCUUUGGUUUUGAGUUUCCCUGUGGGCAUCUGUUUGCAGUUUGCUGCACCCUACUUAGCUUCUUGGAGUUCUUUUUAGACUAGGAUAAUGGAGGUGGGUCUCUGGGCCCGGCUUCCGUGUUUUAGGCUCUUGUGUCCGGGUACCUUUUACUUGCCGACUUAAAGUGAGAUCGUUUCCUUAUCUUGGCGAUUAGAGGGCUCCAGGACACAGCUAAGUCUGUGUCGACGAAUGCUGGGCACCAGUCUACAACUGAAACCGCUCUGUCCCUUUACUUGUGUCCUGGGCACGGGGUACUUAGGGUGGUAUCCCUCUAAUUUACUGAUUUACAAGCACGAAUGUUCCACGUUGCUGCCGAUUUGGUAGGAGUCGGUUAUGGUUCUCUAUCAGGUUUUAGAAUCCCUGUUCGCGGCUUGCUUGGUUUGUUUUGUUCUGUUUUUGUUUUUUUCUUUUGAUACUUUGCGUUAACCUCUGCAGUGCCAGAUUACCGCAAGGAUACUGUUGCUUUUCUCUCUGGGCCUAGGAAGCGAUCUUUCUAACCCACACACUCAGGAAUUAGCUUUUCCCUCCUGUCCUGCCUCCGGGAGAGGUCGUCUCAAGUGCCCUUUGCUUUCCUGUUUACACUGCUGCUGAUCAAGCCUGAGUUUUAUACCUCCAGAGCCCGCCAAUGCCUUAACCCCAGCUGAUGCUAUUUUUAAAAAUUACUUAUUGAAUUAAUUUUUAUAUUAAGGCGGGGGCGACAAAGGCCUUGUCCAUUUGUGGUACGUGAAGACACAUUGGAAAGGAAAUGUUUUGGGCAUUUUUUUCCCUCCCAAAUUUGUCUUUAGUUAUAGUUACUGUGGUGGCUGGUUUUAGUUCUUAACCAAGCAGCUGGGUACACCUGUGAGGGAUCGUUUUUGUUUUUUUGUUUUUUUGUUUUUAAUUCCAUAAUUUGAAAUGAGAAGAACCAUUUUUAAUUUGGAUCUUUUCCACCUUUAAUCUGGGCCACACCUGCUGGCAGCUUCUAUUCAGGACAUGGAAGAAAGAAGCUUGUUCUUUGCCUGCUUGCUCGAGAUGGCGCCUGUUCCUAAACUGGCAUUAGAGCCUACUUACUCAGGAUUCUGGCAUACACAGAAGACCAGCUGAGACAUACAGCCUUGUGUACUGAACAACUACUGGAUUAUUGGACCUUCCGAUGGUAGACAGCCAUUGUACCCCAGUCUGUAAGCCAUGUGUUUAUGUUCGUGUGUGUGUGUGUGUGUGUGUGUGUGUGUGUUUACUAGGGACUGGCCAUAAUAGUUCCCUUAAAUUUGCCAAUUUAGAGGAAGCUCUUGGAUUUGUAUUAAAUCGAGAGCAUUGGCCUUUGGGGGAGAAACAUUUUACUGCCACCACCAUCCCCAUUCUUAAAUUUUCUAUCCCCUACUGAGAUGAACUUCCAAUUUACAAUUGUCCCUGUCAUUUACAUUUCAGAGGGCUCUGCAGGAUAGGUAGGCUAUGGAGCGAAUAGUGAAGUUAAUAGAAGCUAAAUGGGUUGGUCCGCUGGCAGACCCCUGCACCAACACCGCCACUCUUAUCUCCUACCUGAAGACAGCGGCCUUGGUUUUCUUUUGUGGGGAGUGUAGCAUUGCUAAAUUUUUCCUUUGAAGUCUUGGUUUUGUUGGUGAAGGUCCUUGACGGUCUGAUUGAUUUCUCAAUUCUGCUUUAUGGUAAAGGUUAUUCGAGAUGAUUGCAGGAGCUUUGUGAAUCCAAGAGAGUUCCAGACAUUGUCAUAGAUCAAAUAAAUCCUGUUCACUGCAUGUGCAUUUUCAAGUGGGUAGACACUGUUAUUAUCAUUAAUAAAGUUACCGAUUAGUUUCAAA
Mus pahari (shrew mouse) is the source of this 2749-nucleotide messenger RNA. RefSeq names its product histone H2B type 2-E. The record is from RefSeq and is a predicted model, not a curated record. NCBI's taxonomy places the organism in Eukaryota, Metazoa, Chordata, Mammalia, Rodentia, Muridae. Gene Ontology annotation, molecular function: protein heterodimerization activity; structural constituent of chromatin; DNA binding. Gene Ontology annotation, cellular component: nucleosome. The transcript has a single exon. The coding region runs from base 366 to 746 and encodes 126 amino acids.